This is a messenger RNA of Diaporthe citri, 1506 nucleotides long. RefSeq lists its product as uncharacterized. Bases 1 to 1506 code for a protein of 501 amino acids. NCBI's taxonomy places the organism in Eukaryota, Fungi, Ascomycota, Sordariomycetes, Diaporthales, Diaporthaceae. Gene Ontology annotation, biological process: transmembrane transport. The record is from RefSeq and is a predicted model, not a curated record. Gene Ontology annotation, molecular function: transmembrane transporter activity. The transcript is spliced from 6 exons.
AUGGCCUCCACACCCCUUCAAACAUCCACACAGCCGGCCCUGGCUGACAAGGAGGCGUCUGACCUCGAGAAGACGGCUCCUCCCAGUCCCGACAACACUUCUCUGGAGGACGCAACCCUCGCCGCACUGUCGCGCGUCAAGACUGCCGACGAGCACCACCCCAUCCACUGGAGCUCGACCAAGAAAUGGUUCAUCAUCUUCUGGUACUGCCUACUGCAGGCAUUUGUCACUCUCACCACCACCACCUACGUGUCGGCCGAGUUCCUGGUCCAGGAGACGUACGGCGGCUCUACCCAGGUCGUCGCCCUGGGCCAGUCCAUGUUCAUCAUCGGCACUGCCGUCGGGCCCGCCUUCCUCGGCCCCUUGUCGGACAUCAACGGCCGGAAAUGGGUCUACGUCGGCGCCAUCUCCGUCUAUGCCAUCCUCAACAUCGGCUGUGCCAAGGCGCUGAACCUUCCCAUGUUGGUCAUCUUCCAGUUCCUAUGUGGAGCAGCCGGCAGUGUGGCCCUGUGUAAUGUCGCUGGUACUAUUGCCGACCUCUUUGGGGACUCGGACGGUGCUGGCCAGCCCAUGGCCCUAUUCGUCGCCUCCGCCAACUCCGGCCCGUCUAUCGGCUCGCCCGUCGGGGAGUGGAUUGCCGAGAACCCCAACAUGGGCCUUCCGUGGAUCUUCUGGAUCAACGUCAUCAUAGGCGCUGCUUUCGCCAUAGGCAUGUGCUUCCUGCCAGAGACCCUCCCGCGGACCGUCAUUGCGAGGGCCGUCAAGAAACACCAGGCUUCCAGCCCGGAGGAGGUCGCCGUUGCAGAGGAGAAGAUCGAUGUGCUGAAGGAGAUGAGGUUCGUCACGACAAUGGCCCUCAGGAUCAUGGUUACCGAGCCCAUUGUGCUCUUCCUCGGCCUGUACAACGGCUUCGCCUACGGCCUUCUGUUCCUAUACCUGGAUGGCGUCUUCGACGUUUUCGUGUACAACAACGGAUUGAGCUACAUCGGGGCAGAUCUCACUUACCUGAAUUUCAUAGUCGGUGUGACCAUCAUGUUCUGUAUCGUUCCCUUGCAGACCUACCUUUACAGGAAAGACCGUCUCAAGCACGGCACCAACCGUCCCGAGGCCCGCUUCCUUACUUCUCUGGUCGGCGUCUGGGGGUUCCCCAUCUCAUUACUGUGGUUCGCGUUCACCGACGAUGGGUCCGUAAGCUUCUGGUCACCUGUCGUCGCUGGCGGCCUUCUGGCCGUCUGCGACCCCCUGCUCUGGCUGGCCAUGUUGAAUUACCUGACAGACUCUUAUCCGAGCGUCGCCGCCUCAGCUGUCGCCGCCUUCCUGAUCCCGUCGUUUCUGAUCGCCGCGGGCCUUGCGCACGCAGGCAUCGCCAUGUUUGAAAACAUGACUACCAAGUGGGCUAUGGCGACGCUGGGGUUCAUCUCGUUUGGCCUGGUCGCCCUGGUCUAUGUCUUGUACUUCUUCGGUCCUCGGAUCAGGGCGAGGUCGAAGCUCGCUCGGAAGUCAUAG